ACAUUACGAGGUUUAUUGUAAAACCUGCAAUACCUUUCAACAAAUUAGCCCCAAACUUUCCAUUUCCGGCAAUUCCUCUUCUCCUCUAAUUCAUUUCUCCCUUUUCUUCCUUCACUCCUCCUCCUCCAUUUCCCCUCACACAAGAAGAAGAACAAAAAAUGGCUCGUGGGAAGAUCCAGAUCAAGAGAAUCGAAAACCCUACAAACAGGCAAGUCACUUACUCCAAGCGACGCAACGGCCUCUUCAAGAAAGCCAACGAACUCACCGUUCUCUGCGAUGCCAAAGUCUCCAUUAUCAUGUUCUCCAGCACUGGAAAACUCCAUGAGUAUAUCAGCCCUGCCACUUCGACCAAGGAGCUUUUUGAUCAGUACCAGAAGACUUUAGGCGUUGAUUUAUGGGUCUCUCACUAUGAGAGAAUGCAAGAGAAUCUCAAGAAGCUCAAAGAUGUGCAUCGAAAUCUCCGGAGGCAGAUUAAGCAGAGGAUGGGGGAAUGUAUGAAUGAUCUGAGCUUUGAAGAACUGCGCUGUCUCGAACAAGAUAUGGAUAACGCUGUCAGGAUCAUCCGUGAACGCAAGUAUCGGGUGAUAACAAACCAGAUUGAAACGCACAAGAAGAAGUUAAAGAGCGUAGGAGAUAUACACAAGAGGCUUCUCCAGGAGUUUGACAUUGCAACAGAGGAAGAUCCACAUUAUGGGCUUGUAGACAAUGGAGGAGUAGGAGUAGGAAUAGGAGAUUAUGAUUCAAUUAUGGGGUUCUCAGGCGGUGGGCAUCCUCGCAUAUUCGCAUUGCGACUCCAGCCUAACCACAACGACAACCACAACCAUCCCAACAUUCACGUUCAUCAUCCUCCCCCUUCAGAUCUCACUACCUAUCCACUCCUCGAGUAGUUCAUUAUGCCAAAUUACCACUCUCUUUUACUAUAAUGCUUGCAUGACUUAAUUCCCAUGCCCAUCAAAACCCAAACUCACAUCUCAACUUUAUCUCUACAUAUAUGUUUUUAUUUUGUUCCCCUUUUUUCCUUCACUCACCUGUUGUUUCACGACACACCCUUUCGAGGAGAUUAUGAAUUGUUUCUAGCUGAUCAUAUGGGGUUUCUUUUCUUGUCUAAGUUUGUGAUGAGUGAUGACACAUCACGGGGUUAUUUGGAGACACACCAUACUCUCUUUCUCAACUUCUUAAUAAACCCUACCCAUUGACUUUGUUUUUCUUUGUUUCAUCUCAAAUAUUGCCUAUUAUAAACUCUA
Benincasa hispida (wax gourd) is the source of this 1244-nucleotide messenger RNA. It is a transcript of the gene AP3, whose product is annotated as K-box region and MADS-box transcription factor family protein. Gene Ontology annotation, cellular component: nucleus. The record is from RefSeq and is a predicted model, not a curated record. Gene Ontology annotation, biological process: positive regulation of transcription by RNA polymerase II. Lineage: Eukaryota; Viridiplantae; Streptophyta; Magnoliopsida; Cucurbitales; Cucurbitaceae. Gene Ontology annotation, molecular function: protein dimerization activity; RNA polymerase II transcription regulatory region sequence-specific DNA binding; DNA-binding transcription factor activity.